AUGGGUGUAUGGCAGACGUUGCCAGGCCAGAAUGUAUCGAGAGUGCUCGCGCGGACGCCAGGCGUCGACUGGGUACUCGUAGACUGCGAGCACGGAAACAUCGACGACGCCGCGAUGCACGAGGCUGUUCCGGCUAUCGCAAGUUGUGGUGUCAGUCCGAUAGUCCGAAUACCCGAUAUGCAGGGCUGGAUGAUCAAGAGGGCGCUUGACGCGGGGGCACACGGGAUCUUGAUACCGCUUCUUCGCUCCGCCGAAGAGGCCAAGAAGAUUGUUGCGGCCGCCAAAUUCCCUCCGCUGGGACAACGCGGCCUAGGUUCGCCAUUCGCGAUGGAGCGUUUCCAUCCGAUUCCCACAAUGACGGAAUAUCUACAGCACGCGAAUCAGUCGCUACUGACCAUAGUGCAAAUUGAAACGCAAGAAGCGUUAGACGCUGUAGAGGAGAUCGCGGCGGUUCCGGGUAUUGACGUGCUAUUCGUCGGCCCCUUUGAUUUAGGCAACAAUAUAGGGCAUCCGAUUCUCGAUGGCGUAAUGAAGCCUGAGCUCGAACAGGCCAUUGAUCGCGUCCUUGCAGCUACAACCAAGGCUGGCAAGAAGGCAGGAUUCUUUGCUAGUAAUGGAGAACAAGCGAAGAAGACUGAGCGGGCGUUAGAGCACAAGCCGCAGUUCUCACGCGUGAACAGAGUAAUUCUGCAGGACUGGAAGAGCCGAAUAGUCGGUCGCAUGGUGGCAGCGGCAGAUAUGGCAUUGAAGUGCGUUCACCAAGGCUGCGGCAAGGAGUACAGCGAUUCCGAUGAAGUGUGCAGGUACCAUCCAGGCCCGCCGGUUUUCCACGAGGGGCAGAAAGGUUGGAAGUGUUGCAAGCCUCGAUUCCUCACCUUCGACGAAUUCCUCCAAAUCCCCCCCUGCACCGAAGGAAAGCACAGCACCACCGACCACCCACCGAAAAUUGAGAAAAAGGAACUAGUUGCCGAUGUAGCCCCCACUGCGCAGUCCCUCUCUGAUAAGUUGGCUGAGGCCGUCUCGUCAACACCUAGCCGCGCACCCCUCGCACCCCAGCCUGCAGCUACAGCACCGCCACCGCCUGCUGAGUCCGAGGAUGACGAGCCUAAUCUCGAGAUACCCGACGCCAAGCCAUGCAGGCGGAAAGGUUGCAACGCGACUUACAAGAAAGGCCAGCAGAGGUCUGAUGACGAGAGUUGCGUUCACCACCCAGGCGCACCCAUAUUCCACGAGGGCAGCAAGGGUUACAGCUGCUGCAAACGCCGGGUGCUAGAGUUUGAUCAGUUUAUGAAGAUCGAGGGCUGUAAGACAUCGCCGCGUCAUUUAUUCAUUGGGUCGGGCCAAGACAAUAGUAAGAAAAAAAGCCAGGGCACCAGCAUUGGCAGUCAUGGUGAGGAAUUGCUGGAGACGGUGCGACACGAUUUCUACCAGACCCCCACGACAGUCAUAGCAUCCUUCUUCCUAAAGAAGAUAGACAGCGCUAGAGCGACAGUUGAGUUCAAUCCAAACUCCCUAGAUCUAGAUCUUCCAACAGAUGAGCCAGCACCAAAGCGCUAUAAGGCCUCCGUCCCACUCUUUGGUGAGAUUGAUGUACAGAAAUCCACCUUCAAGAUCCUUGGUACGAAACUCGAGGUUAGCCUGUACAAGGCGGAUGGUGCAAGCUGGCCAGUCCUUCGGAGCGACGACCAGCGCACUGGAGAGAUAUUACAAAUCGGCCGAGCUGGGCGGGUAUGA
This is a messenger RNA of Xylaria bambusicola, 1734 nucleotides long. Its product is annotated as Pyruvate/Phosphoenolpyruvate kinase-like domain-containing protein. Gene Ontology annotation, molecular function: catalytic activity. Lineage: Eukaryota; Fungi; Ascomycota; Sordariomycetes; Xylariales; Xylariaceae. The coding region runs from base 1 to 1734 and encodes 577 amino acids. The record is from RefSeq and is a predicted model, not a curated record. The transcript is spliced from 6 exons.